AUGCAUAACGGCACUCCUCAUGCAGCAGCUGCUGCUAGAUACCCUCACCAAUCUCAUGCAUCCGGGCCUCUCAUCGACGCCAGUAGUCCUGAAGGUGACCCAAGACAGCAUGGCAGUACAUAUCCCCGGGGCUUUGGGAACGUCGUUGAUACACUUGCAAUCGAUGAAUUCCUUCGGAUACAGGAGGGACGGGUGAACCAAUUUCUCCAGGUUUCCGAUCGACGCGCAGAGGCACAGCGAUCUACGCUUCAACAAGCAGCGGACCAUCUAUCCAGCAUUGCCAACAAUAUCAUGGGCAGCGUAACUCAGUGGCUCAAACACACAACAAGCCAAGGCCCAGACUUGAAGGACUACCUUCAGGAAACUCACAAACAACUCGUCGAUGUCGACACUCAGCACCGACAGCUGAAGUUCGAGCACGAGGCCCUCAAGCAGCAGUUGAAGGAGGCGAAUGCCAAGGUUGACGAGGCUGUCAACGAGCGAGACGAGCUGCGAAGACUCGCUGACGGCGUCAACUGGACAGGAUCAGCCAAGAUAUCGGAUCAAGAAAUACGGAGCAAGUGGAAACAGCUCGAAUAUAACAUUCGCUCCCUGGCAAGUGUCUUAGCCAAGUGUCAGAUGAAAAUGCCAUCAGACAAACGUACCAGAGCCCGAUUGGAGGAGAUCUCCCCAGCCUGGCCCAAACUGCUUGUCGUCCAUGACUACAAGAACUUUCUCAUCGGCGCUUAUAUCUGGACUAUCGUUGAGACUAUCUUCACGGCCGGAGCGAGAUUCUGCAGUGGGGGUUACAACAAAGACCUAAAGGCCAUGCGAGCUGCAUUUCUCGAACAUGCUCCAGAGGUUUGCAACCCUUCGCGCCCAGGACCAACGCUUCGAAAUGUAGCAAGAUGGUUUGCCCAGGGCACAGCCCUCUUUGGGCACUUCUUCGGGCGUGACCAAGACGCCUUCAGACGCGAGGCACGACUUGAAGUUGAGGGACUGAAGCAAUUCUGUAACAUCACAGCAGACAAGUCGGGAACUGAUUUUCACCAAGAGAUGAAGGCCAUCCUUGAGGCUGCGCUGGACCUAGACGAGAUGUUGAUGAGCUCCAAAGCGAUCUUUUUGGUUCGCUGGCCCCAACAUGGACAGUCUGAGACACUGCAGCAUUUCGACACAAAUCAGAUGGAAUCACUCGUACACACCAAGGAGCCUUCCCCGAAGACGAUCAUCAGAUUUUUCAUUUCGCCGAUGCUCAUUAAGCUCGGAAACGCUGACGGCAACAACUACGACAGUGAGAUGACUCUCUGCAAGGCCACGGUUGUGUGUGAGUAA
Fusarium mangiferae is the source of this 1311-nucleotide messenger RNA. RefSeq lists its product as uncharacterized. The record is from RefSeq and is a predicted model, not a curated record. The coding region runs from base 1 to 1311 and encodes 436 amino acids. The transcript is spliced from 2 exons. Lineage: Eukaryota; Fungi; Ascomycota; Sordariomycetes; Hypocreales; Nectriaceae.